AUGGCCAUUUGGGUUCUUUUUCACCUUUUUCUCUUCCUUGUUUUAGAGCCAACAACAGCAAAUUUAGAAGGGAAUGCUCUUUUUCAACUGAGGAUAGAAGUUGACGACCCGGAAAAUGUUUUACAGAGCUGGGAUCCGACCCUGGUGGAUCCAUGUACUUGGUUUCAUGUCACUUGUGAUGCUCAAAACCGGGUCACCAGACUUGACCUGGGAAAUGCAAAGCUAUCAGGAAAAUUAGUUCCUGAUUUGGGGAAGUUAGAGCGUCUUCAAUAUUUGGAAUUAUACAUGAACAGCUUUGUGGGUCCAAUUCCUGCUGAACUAGGAAAAUUGAAGAAUCUUGUAAGCCUAGAUCUUUACCAUAAUAAUCUCACAGGAUCCAUCCCUCCAUCUCUGGCCAACCUCUCCAAACUCAGAAUCUUGCGUCUGAAUGGCAACAGGCUGACAGGAAGAAUCCCAAGGGAACUUAGCAAGCUUGGAAAACUAAAGAAGCUAGAUGUGUCCAAUAAUGAUUUGUGUGGUACAAUUCCAACAACUGGCUCCUUUUCUAAGUUCACCGAGAACAGUUUCAAGAAUAACUCAAGAUUAAAAGGGCCUGAGCUGAUGGGCUUUGUGAGAUAUGAUGUUGGAGGCUGCAACUGA
Molecule: messenger RNA, 639 nt
Organism: Fraxinus pennsylvanica
Lineage: Eukaryota; Viridiplantae; Streptophyta; Magnoliopsida; Lamiales; Oleaceae
Source: the annotation of a GenBank genome assembly